AUGCAAAUGUUUGUUCAGGUUCUGAUUGAUGGCCCCAGCACUGGAGUUAUUCGUUGCGUCCGAAACCUGAAAGAUCUGCAGCUGACGAAAUUUGUUGUUAAUGUUCGUGUCGGACAAAGAACGAAGAAAGUCAAAGAGGCAUUUGAUAGCGCCAAAAUCAGUGAUCAGUUCAAGCAAACUACUUGGGCUAAAAAGAUCGCGCAGAAAAAAAUCGUAAGUACUUCAUGA
Cooperia oncophora is the source of this 228-nucleotide messenger RNA. The record is from the annotation of a GenBank genome assembly. NCBI's taxonomy places the organism in Eukaryota, Metazoa, Nematoda, Chromadorea, Rhabditida, Trichostrongylidae.